UCAGAAUCAGAGAACACUGCCUCACUUUUUUCAGCUCUGAUUGUGGGACUGUUCGUAAAGUAAAGCCUCCAUGAAAUUCAUUUUACUGUUUGUGUGGCUCUCCAGUUUGCUGGACUUGUGCUUGCCAUCUGCAAAUUCCAGCAUGACCCAAACCUUCAACUGCAAUGAGAACAUAUGCAACAAGAAUGCCACUUGCACAACAAUAAACAAGAAGAAGGGAUGCUACUGCAACACAGGCUUCACAGGCGAUGGUGUCAGCUUUUGCAAUGAUGAUGAUGAAUGUGAAAAUGCAACACAAACAUGUGGAUACAAUGCAACCUGUACCAAUACGAUUGGAAGUUUCUACUGCACAUGUGUCCAAGGUUUUCAGUCAUCAAAAGGAACACAAGAAUUUACACCAAACGAUGGAAGCACCUGCAUAGAAAAAUCAAAGACACCGUGUCAUUUAAAUAAUAACUGCCUUUCUGGAAGGAUUAAUGAUACCCUGGAGGAGCUCAGUAAUAUAAAAGAACCAAAGGAACUCUUGGAGACAAUUGCGAGGAAUACUACAGGACAACUCUCGGCUUUUGAUGUUCUUUUAUAUAUUGAAGUCUUGUCACGGUCAAUUCCAACACUCAGUGCAAUGAACGACACAAUACCUGAUAAAGAAAUGGUUACUAACGUUACCAUCAAUGCUUUGGUUAAAACCGUGAACAGUUUCUUAAAACCAAACGAAAUACCCAUUUGGAAAGAAAUUGCUGAAGAAAACAGGAAAAAAGUGGUCACUAAGCUGCUGCAUACUAUGGAGAAGUCAACACUUGGAAUUUCACAGCACUUGGAAAAGGCAACUCAGCUAGAGUUUAAGGAAAGCGAUAUUGCCCUCAAACUAUAUGCUUUUGAUUCAAACCACAUUAAUCACUCCCAACCUCAUGCAACCUUCGAAGGGAAUCAUAUAACAAUUUCUCCAAGGAAGACUGAAGGCAAUGGCUCUAAUGGAACUGUCACAAUCAUUUUUAUUCAGUAUGACAACAUUGGUUCUCUGCUUAAACUAUCCAAUAACUCUCGGGAAUGGGAAAUAAAUGGCACUACACCACAAGAGGACUAUACUGUGAACUCUCAUCUCAUUGCUGCUGCUAUUAAGGCAAACCCCUCUACACUGUAUCCGAUGGAACAUGUAACAUUCACCCUAAAGCAUUUAAAGCUUGUGGACAUAGAGAAGAAUAUUAAUUCAGCAUGCGCAUUUUGGGACUAUUCCUCUGAAAGUAUGGAAGGGCAUUGGUCCACGGAAGGCUGUGAGUCGCUCCACUUUAACGCUACACACACCAUGUGCAGAUGUUAUCACCUGACCAACUUUGCAGUGCUAAUGUCAUCAGCCCCAAUCAUUGAUGUGUAUCACAACAAUGUUCUUACACGGAUCACUCAGCUGGGAAUUAUUGUGUCCCUGAUCUGCCUGUCAAUCUGUAUCUUCACCUUUUGCUUCUUCAGUGAAAUUCAAAGCACAAGAACUACAAUCCACAAAAAUCUGUGCUUCAGUCUGUUUAUUGCAGAACUGCUUUUCCUAACUGGAAUUAAUAUGAACGGCAAUAAGCUCUGGUGCUCCAUUAUAGCUGGAUUGCUGCAUUACUUCUUCUUAGCAGCCUUUGCAUGGAUGUGCAUUGAAGGCAUACACCUUUACCUUAUAGUUGUUGGGGUAAUUUACAACAAAGGUUUCCUCCACCGAAAUUUUUACAUCUUUGGCUACGGCAGCCCAUCAAUUGUUGUUGGAAUUUCUGCAAUUCUUGGCUACAAGUAUUAUGGCAAAGAUAAAAUUUGCUGGCUCAGCACAGAAAACAACUUUAUAUGGAGUUUCAUUGGACCAGCUUGCUUAAUCAUUUUAGUCAACCUGCUGGCAUUUGGAGUCAUUAUUUACAAAGUAUUCCGUCACAUAUCCAUGCUGAAACCAGAAGUGAGCUGUUAUGAAAAUAUUAGGUCCUGUGCCCGAGGUGCUUUGGCAUUGCUCUUCCUCCUUGGAGCCACCUGGACAUUCGGUGUUUUGCAUAUUAUCAAAGGAUCCAUGGUAACAGCGUAUCUCUUCACUGUCUCCAACACAUUUCAAGGGAUGUUCAUCUUUAUAUUUCUCUGCAUUAUGUCAAAGAAAAUCCAGAAAGAGUACUACAGACUAUUUAAAAAUGUUCCUUGUUGCUUUGGAUGUCUCAGAUGAACUGAAUUCAAGACGUAACAGCAGGAAAAAGAUCACAAAGAAAAGAAUACAAAUUUCAGAAUGGUUACAGCAAUGUUGUGGGUUAUGUUUAUAAUUUAUUUGAAGCUUUACAUUGGCAUUUGGCUUUGGAACUCCAUUCAUUUCUUCCUCAAGCCUCAAACUUCACUAUUGCAUCCAUUUAAAACAUUACACACCCAGCAUAGCUCAAUAAAAGUCUAAAGUAAGGGAAAUGAAUUAGGAAAGGAUUUGGUAGGUGUCUUGUGUGAAAAGACAAAAAAGAACUCCAAAGAAUAGGAUAUAUUUUCGUUACAACAACAAUUUGCACUUACAUAGAUGGAGCGGGAGCCAGAGCAUGGUGGGAAAUGGGAUGGAGGGUAGGGGGAAGAUGGCCAAAGCCCUGGAUAAGGCAUCAAGAGCAUCCAAAUGUCUUUCACAGCAUUUCACAGAUAACUACCGACAAGUAUGGCAACUGUGCAACAAAGUGACCUGACAACCAACACAUCACGGGUCAAAAUAUUCACCCCAUCACUGAUACAUUAUUCCAAGUCUUAUUUAGAUAAUGUGACACUUAAAUAGUAAUAUUGCUUUUGAUCUGAAAUAGUUGAUCGAUAUUUUCAACUUAUACAAACCACGACGUUACAAACUCACAGGAGUCCAAGUGGCUUCUCUUAUGUAGGGUUCAUCUCAUUAAGGUUUGAACUCUCAGUCAAAGCAUCAGCCAGGGUGAGGAAAAAAAGUCUGCCUCAAGGGAAGAUUUAUGUCAUUACAAUGUCUUAUAACAAGUUUCAAAUAUAAUUGAUAGUUGUACGGUAUAAACAUACUUUUCUGUGGAUUGGUUGAAAAAAAACUUGCUUCCAUAUAUGCUUUUUAAUUAAAAUUUGUGUGAUACAUGUAAAUAUACUGCAGAUAAUAAAAUUAUGAUUUGUGUAAUUUA
Molecule: messenger RNA, 3113 nt
Organism: Callorhinchus milii (elephant shark)
Lineage: Eukaryota; Metazoa; Chordata; Chondrichthyes; Chimaeriformes; Callorhinchidae
Gene: adgrl4
Product: adhesion G protein-coupled receptor L4
Exons: 15
Coding region: 71-2179 (702 amino acids)
Biological process (GO): adenylate cyclase-activating G protein-coupled receptor signaling pathway; cell surface receptor signaling pathway
Cellular component (GO): membrane
Molecular function (GO): G protein-coupled receptor activity; calcium ion binding
Source: RefSeq, a predicted model, not a curated record